GAAUGAUGCUUUACACGGUAAAAUCUGGGAACAAACCAGGGUGUUUCUCUUGAUUUCCUCCAUUUUACCUUCUCUUCCAGGUGUAAUUCUGGAGUCUUUGUUUCCAGGGGCAAAGAAAAUGACUACAUCUCUAGUGCUGGUGGCCUUUGAGGAUGUGUCUGUGACCUUCACCUGGGAGGAAUGGCAGGACCUGGACGAUGCCCAGAGAGCUAUGUACAAAGAUGUGAUGCUGGAGACCUACAGCAACCUGCUUUCCUUGGGAUACUGCUUUGUCAAACCCAAAGUGAUCGUCAGGUUGGAGCAAGGAGCAGAGCCAUGGAUAGCGAAAAGUCCCCGAAGGCUGAGUUUGCCAGCUGUUCAGAAAAUGGAUGACCGAAUUGAGGCUAGCCAGAAAAGACCAAACAGAUACUCGUCACAAGUUGAAGACGCAGACAACAACACGUCCAUUAAGGAGAGAGUUGAAUCUAAGUGUGAGGAAGAUGGGAAAGCUGGUGGAAAAUCAGCUGUCCUCGUUAAAGAGACAACUAGUACAGGAAAGAGAACUCUACAUAAGAAGUCUGCCCUCGAGGAACAUCAAGAAGCACACGCUGAAGGAAAGGACUCUGAAUGCACUGAAUAUAAAGAAAUAUUCAUUAGUAAGUCAGACCUUGGGAUGAGUGAGAGGACACAGGCAGGGGCAGUGUCUUAUGCGCGUAACCUGCAUGAAAAAUCUUUUAGCUAUAAACCUAAACUUGCUCUCCAUCACAAAACUCAUACAGGGGGAAAGCUCCAUGAAUGCAAUAAAUGUGGAAAAACCUCUUGCCAGAAAUUAUGUCCCAGCAUGCCUCAGGUAACUCACAAAUGGGAAAGAUUCUGUGAAUGUAAUGGGAAACCCUGUCGGAUGCCACAGCUCAACAAGCAUCAAAGAGCUCAUACACAAGAAAAACCCUUUAAAUGUAGUGAAUGUGGGAAAAUCUUUAGCCAGAAGUCAGUACUUAGUGUACAUCAGAGAAUUCACACAGGGGAGAAACCCUUCGAAUGUAAUGAAUGUGGGAAAACAUUUGGCCAAAAGUCACAUCUUAGUGUGCACCAGAGAACGCACACAGGAGAAAAGCCAUUUCAAUGUAAUGAAUGUGGAAAAACAUUUGCCCAAAAGUCAGUCCUGACUGUGCAUCAGAGAACUCACACAGGGGAAAAGCCCUAUGAAUGUAAUGAAUGUGGCAAAACUUUUUGCCAGAAAUCAGUCCUCACGAUCCAUCUCAGAACCCACACAGGUGAAAAACCAUACAAAUGUUACGAAUGUGGGAAAACCUUCUGCCGGAAGUCAAAACUCAGCAUGCACCAGAGAAUUCACACAGGGGAAAAGCCCUUUGUAUGUAAUCAAUGUGGGAAAACCUUCUACCAUAAGUCAGUUCUCAGCAUGCAUCAGAGAACUCACAAAAGGGAAAAGCCUUAUGAAUGUAGUGAAUGUGGGAAAACUUUUUACCAGAAGUCAGAUCUUAUGAUCCAUCAGAGAAUUCACACAGGGGAAAAACCUUAUGAAUGUAAGGAAUGUGGAAAGAUUUUUUGCCAGAAGUCACACCUCAUCAAGCACCAGAGAAUCCACACAGGGGAAAAACCUUUUGAAUGUAAUGAGUGUGGGAAAACCUUCUCUCGGAAGUCCAGUCUCAGAAUGCAUCAGAGAACUCACACAGGGGAAAAACCGUAUAAGUGCAUCGAGUGUAGGAAAACCUUCUCCCAUAAGUCAGGCCUCACUAUACAUCAAAGAACUCACACAGGAGAAAAACCCUAUAAAUGUCCCGAAUGUGGGAAAACUUUUUGUCGUAAAUCAUUCCUUAACACGCAUCAGAGAACUCACACAGGAGAAAAGCCCUAUCAAUGCAAUGAUUGUGGGAAAACCUUUGGUCAGAAAUCACACCUCAGGACACACCAGAGAACCCAUACGGGUGAGAAACCUUAUGGAUGCAUUGAAUGUGGAAGAACUUUCGGCCAGAAGUCACACCUCCGAACACAUCAAAGAACUCAUGCAUAUGAAUAUAAAUAAUGUGAGACAGCUUACUGCAACAUGCCUACCUCAUAGAACUCACACAGGAAAGACCCAAUGAAUGUGAAAAACAUUUUGUGCUAACUCAAUCCCCAACAGAAGAGAAUAAACUGCACAUAACAGACACACUAUGAAUGCAAUGAAUAUGGGAAACCUCAAUGACCGUCAAUGAAAUCACACAGAUGAGAUACGCUACAAGUGUAAUUAUGUAGAAAUUACUAUGUAGAAGUUACUUGUGUAUAGUUAUGA
Messenger RNA from Ochotona princeps (American pika), 2272 nucleotides. It is a transcript of the gene ZNF717, whose product is annotated as zinc finger protein 717. Lineage: Eukaryota; Metazoa; Chordata; Mammalia; Lagomorpha; Ochotonidae. The record is from RefSeq and is a predicted model, not a curated record. The transcript has 4 exons. Gene Ontology annotation, biological process: regulation of transcription by RNA polymerase II. Gene Ontology annotation, molecular function: DNA-binding transcription factor activity; RNA polymerase II cis-regulatory region sequence-specific DNA binding. The coding region runs from base 119 to 2023 and encodes 634 amino acids.